Messenger RNA from Thunnus maccoyii (southern bluefin tuna), 499 nucleotides. It is a transcript of the gene ndufs6, whose product is annotated as NADH:ubiquinone oxidoreductase subunit S6. The transcript is spliced from 4 exons. The record is from RefSeq and is a predicted model, not a curated record. Bases 42 to 431 code for a protein of 129 amino acids. Gene Ontology annotation, biological process: mitochondrial electron transport, NADH to ubiquinone. NCBI's taxonomy places the organism in Eukaryota, Metazoa, Chordata, Actinopteri, Scombriformes, Scombridae.
GAAGGAGCCAGCUCAGGAAGUCAAGACAAGCUGGUGCAAACAUGGCGGCCGCAGCGGGCAGAGUUCUGUCCUUCAGUAAAAAUGUUAAGGUGCUUGUUUCACCUUUGAGGCUGUCAGCUGUACCUGCUCACCGCUACAGUUUAGAGGUUUCCAGCACCGGUGAGGUCAUCACUCACACCGGCCAGGUGUAUGAUGAAAAGGAUCCCAGGAGAGCCAGAUUCGUUGGCAGACAGAAAGAGGUGAAUAAGAACUUUGCCAUCAAGUUGGUGGCAGAGGAGCCAGUGACUGACAUUGAGGCCAGAGUGGUGUCCUGUGAUGGAGGUGGAGGAGCCCUGGGUCACCCCAAAGUCUAUAUCAACCUGGAUAAAGAUACGAAAGUGGGCACAUGUGGCUACUGUGGAUUACAGUUUAAGCAGAAGCAUCAUCACUGAAACAAUUCCUUUGUCUUUGCUUCUCUGUAUAAAUUGCCAUAUUGGUUAAUAAAUUAUAUCUAUCUGUC